AUGCGCGCUAGGACACUGGAGACCGCUCUGGCAAUAUGGCUCUUUAUGCUCGGAGGGGAAUGCGCGUGCUCGCCACCCACGCCGAUGGUCUUGCCCGUAACGAAUGUCAGUCUGGGUAAUGGUCUGGUGCGGCGAGGAGUAGCUCUUGGUAUAGGCAGUCCGCCGCAAUACUUGAGCUUCAGUAUACAAGGCUGGUGGAACGACACAUGGGCCUACAAUACUACGCAACUCAACACCUACAAUGGGACAGACUUCACCAACAACACAGGCUGCGACUAUACCGCCCACCUGGAAGCCUGUACUACUCUCCGUGGCGGUCUAUACACCCAGCCUCAAUCAUCAUCCACGCACAAAGUCUUCGACGAUGUUGACGCUGCCGGCGCCGACGAUAGCGAUACGUUGCGAAGACUGGCAUCGUCAAUGUGGUACUCGGCCUGGCUCCAAGAUACUCUGGUCAUAAACCAGACGAUAAGCCUUCCGAGCUAUCCCAUCGGUAUGCCCGGUCUCGAGUGGUCACGAGCUUCCGCGCAGAAUCUCCUAGGUCUAGGUCGCAACUCGACAUUUCUUACUAGGCUCAAGAAUUACGGUCAUAUCGGCUCACGGUCCUAUGGGUUUUGGUGGGGCCAGACGGGUUGGUCGUCCAAUUUGCAGAUGGAUGGACAGUUAGUGCUUGGUGGUUAUGAUGCAGCCAAAACGACUGGACCAAACUACACCUUCCCGCUUGGUGCCUGGACGGCCAAUUGUCCCAGUGGCAUAUAUCUCAAUGUCUCGGAUUUGUCUGUGGUCCUGAACAAUGGCACGAAGAAUAGUCUUACGAAGACCGCGACCUUGCAGGGCUGCUAUCGGCCGGACUUGCCGACUAUGAUCAGUAUCAACAAUGAUCCUUAUUAUGAUCGCUGGCAGCAGUAUACGGGCCUUACGAGGUCUGGCAGCUCGGGUGGGGUGGACUACAAUUCCAUCUUGUAUGAUUCUGGUGAUACCUUCACAGGAUCUUUGAACGUAUCUCUGGUCGGCGGUCCGACGAUAGAGAUCCCAAACGAUCUGCUCGUCGGGCCACAGGUCGUCAUCGACCAAGAUACCGGCGCCAUCACGACAAAUUCAUCUUAUAGCGAGGUCUUGAUCAACCCCAAACUAAAUUCUCCGCAGCCCUUCUACUUCGGAAUGCAGUUUUUCUCGCUCAUGUACGUCGUCGUGGACUACGAUGCUGGGACCUUCACGAUAUGGCAGGCAAACCCCACAACAGCUUCGGAUCUGGUUGCGAGUAGAAGUGCUUGUAAGGACUCGGAUGGUUCUUCAAGUGGUUCAUCCGGAGGAGGUGGUAGAAAAUCAAGCUUGCAUAAAGAGGGUCUGUCGGCAGGUUCCAUUGCUGGCAUCAUUGUCGGCAUCGUCGCUGUGUUUGCAGUGGUUGCCGCUCUGGUCUGGUUGUACUUGCGUAGGAGGAACAACAGUCGGUAUAACACCGCUCCCAGCCAAGCUAGCGGAGAGGACUAUGCAUUGGUAGACCGCAAAGUGGCACUAUCGGAACCGCAUGAGAUGGGCGUGGGAAUGGUACGAUGUGAAGCCGAUGGUGGAGUUGCGGCACAUGAGAUGGGCAGUGAGCCGAGAGCGCAUGAGAUGGGGUCUGAUGCGAAGACGCAGGGGCUUGGCUCGAGGCAGGAAGCUGCUGAGCUGGAGUAG
Molecule: messenger RNA, 1677 nt
Organism: Recurvomyces mirabilis
Lineage: Eukaryota; Fungi; Ascomycota; Dothideomycetes; Mycosphaerellales; Teratosphaeriaceae
Exons: 3
Coding region: 1-1677 (558 amino acids)
Source: RefSeq, a predicted model, not a curated record